Molecule: messenger RNA, 2339 nt
Organism: Sinocyclocheilus anshuiensis
Lineage: Eukaryota; Metazoa; Chordata; Actinopteri; Cypriniformes; Cyprinidae
Product: E3 ubiquitin-protein ligase rnf213-beta-like
Exons: 10
Coding region: 135-2339 (734 amino acids)
Biological process (GO): sprouting angiogenesis; negative regulation of non-canonical Wnt signaling pathway; ubiquitin-dependent protein catabolic process
Cellular component (GO): membrane; cytosol; nucleolus
Molecular function (GO): ubiquitin-protein transferase activity; ATP hydrolysis activity
Source: RefSeq, a predicted model, not a curated record
UGCAACGAAUAGAUCGGUUUGCUGACAGGAGUGAUGACUAUUCAGGGAGAGGCACUCUCCAAAACAUGUAUGUGUCAUCUUUUUACAAUGCCAAGGGUCAAUUCAGGAAGCCACAAGCUGUGAGACGAUAGAAAAUGACAAGGAAGAGAAAGAGUGGAGAGAAAGGAAAGGCAGGUGCACAGAAGAAGGUGGCCCAAAAAAGAGAUGGUAGGACAUCAUCAUCCAGAACACGUUCGCAGAGCCAAACGAAAUGCAAGUAUACUAGUCACCCAAGCCCAUCCAGAUCCAGAGACCAUGGAGGGCACAGCUCGGGCUCAACAGAGCCUGAACCGCUGAGUAAAGAUGCUCAGACUCAAACAAGCCCAAGUGGGCUGGAAAACAAGGAGACUCAGACGGAGACUGUUAGUCAGGCAACACAACAGACACAAACAGAGCUCAAUGGCAACACUGAGACCACAGAAGUGUCAACAGAACUCGGUCCUGAAGAUGUUAAGAUGGAGGUGGAAACUGGCCUGUCAAGGAACAAAGGAAAUGAAAGUGAUGGACAAAAGGAUGAAAGUGUUGAGAGGAAGAAAAGGAAAGUGGGUGAAACAAGGGAACCUACAGAGGAGACAAAAGAAAAGACCAAACUAUCAGAUGGUUGCAGAAACCAAGAUGGAGACGAUCAGAAAGACAAAGCUGCAAAUAAAAAAUGUUCAGAAGGAGAUUCACAAAAGGACACUAAACUCAAGUCAAUAACAGAAGAACCUAAAUUGUACGCAGCAGCUGCUGGAGUGGGAAAGACUGAACAGUCUAAGGAGCAGAGGAAUCAGACAGCAACAGUUCAGGACAAUAGCAAAAGAAGAAAACCUUCCCCAGUGAGGGCUCCAGCCGAACAGCCAGUGUUCACUUUCUACAUUUAUGCUGUUCUGGACAAAAAAUUCAGAUUUAACAGACAGCAUGACUCUCUUUUGCUCCUUCAAGGGAAUAAAGUCUUUGAACUACAGAUUACAUAUUUUUUGGGUCUACAACAGGAAGGCUAUUUGAUUGAAGCAACAUUUUCACUUUGGCAAGGCAUUGACAGGGGUGUUCCAAUAGAAUACAGAUAUGCAGUUCAGAAACAAAGUGGCCCCAUUAUGGAAACAGCAUUAAGACGUGUUUAUGUCCCCACUGAAAAUACAGUAAAAGAAUGGCACCUUUAUGAAGGUUACAUAAGUUCAAGUUCAAGAUCUGUUAAAGAACGGGUGACGGACUGGAUCUUUCAGAAUGCACAAGAAGAAAUUUGCAAACGCUGGGAGACAUCUGCACAUGCACUGCUGGACAGAGUGUUUAAGAAAUGGGGGUCAUUUAAUGAUGAAGACAACAAGACACUUAUCCAACACCUAAACAGUUACAAACAAGGUUUUCAGUCAGUCAUGAGACGUUUGAAAUUUCCAGAGCAUCCUUCCCCUUCUCAAAUAGAAGUCUCAGAACUGAUUUCUAGUAGACUGAGUUGGAUUUUGAAAGGAGGAUCUGGAGGGAAACCUUCAGAGAGCUCGUCUGUCAGCAAAUCAUUGGAAGCAGCCCUCUCGGUGUUCCAGGUGUGCUGUGGCUGUGGUGUGGAUCUCGGCACAAAGGACUGGGGCAAACUCUGUCAAGUAGUCUCUGAAAUGACUGCUUCUCUUGGAGAAAUGCAAACAACCCUAACAGCCGUACCUUUAAUUGACUACACUGUGACGGGACUGAUGAAUCAAUGUGCAAGGAAGCUGAUCUCAGAAGUGGUGCUACUUGUUCCAGUCCUUCAUUUACUGAGAAAGUCAGGAGCAAUGCCAGAUCCAGACUCAGCUAUGAUCGAACAGAGAUGGGCAGGGCUUGAAAAUAUAGAGUAUCCAUCUUUCAGGGAGAGAAUUAGAGGACUCUCUGACAAAAGGAGGAUGGUCCAUCAGCUGAUCAAAGAUCACUCAUCAAUGACCAAGGAUAAUCCUUACUUGUUGAAAAGCUGGCUUUCCAUGGUGGCUUUUGAGGAUGUCCCCGAGUUUGUCCAGUUGACAGGAAUUGUUCCUGAACUCCUGAUCCAGACCCUGAUGUAUAGAAUGAAGGAGGCUGAACAAAACACUGAUCACAACUGCACAGAAAAAAACCUGGAGGCAACUGAAAAGGUUCUGAACCUCUUGUUGAAGAGGGUUGAGGAGGACAGAGAACGAAUCAUGGAGCCCAAGUUAUUUGACCUAAUCCUUCGGUGUUGCAGAAAUGUUCACAAGAGUGUUUGCAAAAUCACUCGACUUGUCCCACAAUACAGGGUCACAGUGCUCUCAUUCAAACUCCUACUUAAAACGGCUGAAAUUCUUCAUGAUUAUUUUUCAAAGGUACUGUAUCAUUGA